AUGGACGCUAACACCGCAAUCGGGGCGGCAGUUGCAGCGGGUGGGUUCGCUGGAUAUGCUGCCAAAGGGAGUGUGCCGUCACUAGUGGCUGGUGGAACAAGUGGCUUAGCGCUCAUCGCAUGUGGGCAAACCGGGCGGUUCAAGGCUGCGGCCGCAAUAUGCGCCAUGUUGAUGAUGAUCAUGGGCAUGCGCUUGGUGAAAACGAAGAAAGCCAUGCCAGCUGGGCUGGUUGCGGCCUUGAGUGCCGCAGGGUGCAACAGCAGUAUCGCGCUGGAAGUGCAGCCGUGCGCCGUACCAGUGCCACCGGCCCUCCCAGAGGUGGCCCGCUUAUCCGACAGGGUUAUCCGCAUUCUCGGGCGGAAUCCCAGUUCGUUCACGCUGACGGGGACAAACUUGUAUCUCGUGGGGACUGGAAGCAGCCGGAUCCUUGUCGAUGCGGGCGAGGGAAAACCCGGAGUGUUGCAGGACUUGCUGAAAACAAUGGCUGAGCAAGGCUGCCACAAUAUUUCACAAAUCGUCGUAACGCAUUGGCACAUCGACCAUUUGCUUGGGGUGCCAGAGCUUUUGGCAUGCUUCGGCUCAGAGGUCCAGGUGCGCAAGUACAUGCCCAGUGAGGGCACAUCGACCGGCGAGCUCGACAACGCGGAGGGCGAGUGGAGUCCCACAGAAUUCUUGCAGGGUGCCUGGACAGCGGGGAUGUCUGGGGUAUGCUACGGGCGCAAUUGGAGUUUGCCAGCCAUCCUGGCCUGA
Molecule: messenger RNA, 750 nt
Organism: Symbiodinium natans
Lineage: Eukaryota; Dinophyceae; Suessiales; Symbiodiniaceae
Source: the annotation of a GenBank genome assembly